Messenger RNA from Sebastes umbrosus (honeycomb rockfish), 1446 nucleotides. RefSeq names its product GTPase IMAP family member 9-like. NCBI's taxonomy places the organism in Eukaryota, Metazoa, Chordata, Actinopteri, Perciformes, Sebastidae. Gene Ontology annotation, molecular function: GTP binding. The transcript has 3 exons. The coding region runs from base 351 to 1271 and encodes 306 amino acids. The record is from RefSeq and is a predicted model, not a curated record.
AUUUAUUUGUGUUGUUUGUUGGUGAUGUUAUGUCAUUACAGAAAAAGCUAGUCUAACGUUAGCAACAAAGCAACAAUCACACACAUUUCUGUAACCUGAACCAAUGCCAUUCCUCCUGCCACCAGUAGAUGACUCCCUCCUCAUGGAUCCUGCUUUGGUUUCAGUGCUGUUUUCCAGGAAAUGAAACUAGACCCAGUGAUGUGAAAGAGAAGCCCAUAUCUGACUCAUAACUAUUCAGGCAGUUAGACAGUUAGGUGUGUGCUGAUUGUUGUGCCUUAAAAGAAUCUCUUCACCUGCCAACAUAUCAGACAGCUGAGGAAACACUUAUACAGAGAUCAGCUGUUACAGAGAUGUUGGGAGGAAAAGCUUGGAUCCCAGGUUGCACCCUGCUUGUGCUGGUCACUUUAUGUGGUGAAACGGCUCACUGCCAAAACCAACACAAAGGUUCGGCAUAUCUGAAAGACCUGAGACUCAUUCUGGUUGGAAAAACAGGAUCAGGAAAGAGUGCUUCUGGAAACACCAUCGUGGGGAAUGAAAAUGCCUUCCGAGAGGAAAUGUCCCCUGAGUCUGUGACUAAAGGCUGUCAAAGAAAAGAGGUCAACGAUGGUGACAGGAACAUUGUUGUCAUCGACAGCCCAGGACUGUUUGACACAGACAAAACACAAGAAGAAGUGAAGGUAGAAAUUGAGGAGUGUAUUGACCAGUCAGUUCCUGGACCCCAUGCUUUUCUGUUAGUGAUCAGUCUCAAGUCAAGAUUCACUGAUGAGGAGAGGGCAGCUGUGACGUGGAUCCAGGAUAAUUAUGGCUUAGAUUCUUCCAUGUAUACCAUAGUCCUGUUUACACAUGCUGACUUGCUAGAGGGUAAAUCUGUGGACGACUACGUGGCAGAGAGCAAACAUCUACAAAGACUGAUAAACCAGUGCAAAGGAAGAUACCAUUCACUCAUCAAUGACAAGAGACAAGGCAGAAUCCAGGUCAGAGAGCUCCUGGAGAAGAUAGAGGAAAUGGUGAAGUCCAACGGAGGAAGUCACUACACCAAUGAGAUGUACCAGAGAGCCCAGAAGAAACUUGAGAAGGAGAGGAAAAAGAGGGAGGAGAAGGAAGAGCGAAGAAAGAGGAAAGAGGAAGAGAGGAUCAGAGAGGAGGAGAAAAAACGUGCCUUGUUUAAAAAGGUAGCUUAUGCUUCCUUGGGAAUUAUUGGAACCAUAUUUUACCCCUCAUAUGCUGUCGUUGCAAUAGGUGGAGCACUUGGACUUUUAAUUGCACAAUAGAUAUGUUUAUGUAGUUGUGGGACCUGUGAAAAAAAAAGGUCAUGGAAGAAAAAGAGGCAAUAAAUAAUGGUUGAAACAAGUAGUUGCCUUUUACUAAAUCUUGAAUUGAAAUGCAUGUUGUAUGGGAUUGUGUGGGCUAAAAACAUUUUACAAUAAAGUCUGAAAUUCAGUUUAC